AUGAGUGACAGAGUUCACGAGAGCGAAUUUGUUUCUGAAGCUGAAACUUCUCAGAGCGAUCUUGGGCUGGAGAUUGAAAAUACAAGUACAGGCAUGACUGAAGAUGUGGAUAUGGAUAUUUGUGAAAAUGAGUUGGUUGCACGGCUGAUCUUACAAGGAACAACAAAGCUGCACAUCCCGUCCACUACAAUGAACAAGAUAUUAAAGGAUGUUGCUUCUAUUGUCGAACUUAAAAUGGAUCAAGUAAAGAAGAAAGUGUGUGACCGCUUUGAGAGCAAUUCAGAAGACUCUGGACAGAGCUUGAAGGAAGGCAUCCUUUCAGAUCUGGAGCAAAAUAUGCCUUUUAAUUCAUGCAGACAGAAUGGCGAGUUGUCGUCACAGCACCUGCAAAUGAAGUUCUUCAAGGAACAUUUUGGAUAUACUGAACCAGUAGCAAUUUCUCUAAGAAGUGACCAGAGGGAACAUGGUACAAUGCACUAUGUACCACUGACAGUGACCAUGCAACGAAUGUUACGCGACCCUUCUGUGACUUCACAAUUGGAGGCACUGAACAGCAGAAGCGAUGCUGGCAUGUCAUUCUCCGAUUUCACUGAUGGGUCACUUUUUAAGGACGCAGACAUUUCCUUUUCAAGUAAUGAAAUACAACUGAUGCUGUAUCAAGACUCCUUUGAGGUUGUGAAUCCACUUGGCUCUGCAAAGCAGAAGCACAAGGUAUUAGGGGUAUACUUCACACUAAGGAACCUGAAGCAGAAUAACCGCUCAAAGGUGGAUCAGCUUCAGCUUUGCCUCUUUUGUACUGAGAAGCUGUUGAAGAAGUUCGGCCACAGAGAAGUAUUCGGACGAUUAGUUGCAGAAGUGAAACAACUUGUGAUAUCUGGCUUGAGUGUUGAUAACAAACAUUACAAAUUCAAGCUUUCUUUCAUCCUUGGUGACAACUUAGGUGCCCACCAGAUCGGUGGGUUUCUAGAAUCAUUCAGUGGUGAAUACUUUUGCAGAUUUUGCUUAAUUACCAGGAAGGAAUUUCACGACUGCGCAACCUCAAGUGGUGAAAUCCGAACACCAGAGAACUAUGCUGACUGUGUGGCUCACUUGAACGACACAGGCGCCGCAAACAAUAAAGGUGUUAAAUUCGAGUCCUUGUUUAAUGAGGUACCAGGAUUUCACGUGUGCAGAGGACUUCCACCUUGCCUAGGCCAUGAUGUCUUGGAAGGCGUUAUCAGUUACGAUGUUGCCAUUUUUUUGCGUUAUUUUCAAAGCAAGGGAUGGUUUUCCGUAAACCUUCUUAAUGCCCGCUUGGAGAAACUCCGACUACAAGGUCACGACGCUGCAGACAGGCCUCCAGCACUCAAGGAAGGAUUUAAGACACUUGGUGGUCAAGCUGCUCAAAACUGGAUUUUUUUAAGGUUCCUGCCUGUCCUUUUGGCAGAUAUUAUUGAUCCUACAGACGAGGUGUGGCAACUCUUCCUUCUGCUUCGUGAUAUUGUGAACCUCGUUUGUGCAAGGAAGAUCUCACAGACUCAAAUAUUGUACUUGAACGAGCUCAUUCAGCUGUACCUUGAACUUAUUACAGAGCUAUUUCCAAGAGUGACAUUGAAACCGAAACAUCACUUCCUGUUACACUACCCAGAACUGAUUUUGAAGUAUGGCCCACUGAUCUGGCUGUGGACGCUACGAUUUGAGUCCAAGCAUUCAUACUCAAAGAAGGUGGCAAGAGUUUCCAAUAAUUUCGUAAACCUGACAUCGACACUGGCAAGGAAACACGAGCUGCUGCAGUGUUAUCUCUCCACUGGUACCAUGUUUGGAGCUGAUGUCAUCGUUACAUCAACCAACUCUUCUCAGAAGCACACAUUUCCUCACUACGUACUAGAAUACUGCAGGUCAGCACUUCCUAGGCCUUCAGAAAUGUGCCGGAGUGCGCAGUGUUUUGGCACGACUUACAGUGUGGGCCUUUAUGUAGCCAUCAGACGAGAAGAAAUGGUGAUUACAUUUGCAAGGAUAGAAGCUCUAGCUGUGCGCGAAGAUGACAACCUCUUCUUGAUUGUGACAGAAACACCAGUAAGACAUCUUCAUGAAUUGGGUGUAUAUGCUGUCGAAGACGUUUCCGAAACAACUCCCUUGACCUGGGUGAAGGCUACAGACCUUCUGGACUACUAUCCGUUGCCUCUGUACAGUUGCCUCAAUUUCAAGACCCUUGUACUGAAACACAGUAUAUUUGAUGACUAUGCAACGGUGCCAAGUGCCACUUGA
Molecule: messenger RNA, 2247 nt
Organism: Ornithodoros turicata
Lineage: Eukaryota; Metazoa; Arthropoda; Arachnida; Ixodida; Argasidae
Exons: 1
Coding region: 1-2247 (748 amino acids)
Source: RefSeq, a predicted model, not a curated record